UCUGCUCUUCCCUCAUCCUUCUCCAGAUAGAAGAACUGGGAGAGUGUCCAAAUGGGAUUCUCCAAGGGUUCAUGCCCCAGCAUAACACUGGUUCUUCUGGUUUUGCUGGACCAGUUCUCCCAGUAUGAUCCUCUUUUAGGACCAGUCCCCAUGCAAACUACCGCUUAUUCCUACCCAUCCCUCCUGCACUCCCUCCCUACUUACCAGCCUGAAAGGACCUUCUUUCUUAUCUUACUCGGUUGCACCACGAGCUCUCAAGGAGGGAUGCAGGCAGAUUUAUUUUUUGCAAAAGCUCACUUGCAAAGGGGCUCAUGGAGGCUGGUUGCCACUGCCACCAACUUGGAGGAUGGGUACCAGAUCUCCCUGCUGCAUCUAAUCCUCUCCUGCAAUUCCUUGGAAGCACUGAAGAGUACAGACCUUCCCAAAUUACAGGAGAACAAGGAAGUCAGCAGACCAGCCCCAUGGCUUGAGGACCCCAUGGGAUGGUUCCUUGAUGUGUUGGUGCAAGAGCUGCUCUGAAUCCCUACUGCAAAGGGCAUUCUUCUCUCAGAGACCCAAAAUUGAAAAUCGGGGCUGGAUUUUCAUCCUUCCCAAAGCUGUUUCCCUUCUUCUCUUCCCAGCCAGUGUUGGUCCCUCGCAGUGGUGUUUCCCUAAUGCGUUGAAGCUGCGGCGCUUCUGGAGAUGGAAGAAAACCAGAUGACCCUGAAUAACCUUGAGAAGGGCACAGAUAACCCAGCUUUCAGCUCCCUGGGGGAGGAGAGACUCAAUGAGGAAUCUGAUGGUCCACAUGGUGAGAGCGAGGAGGAGAGGAGAGGAGAAGGGAGAUUCUCCUCCUGCUGCAGGAAGGCUCUGCAGCCGGCAUUCAAGGCAAAGCGCUUCUUCAAGGCUCAUGCCAAGGUGUUGAAAAUGGUUGUCCAGAUACUUCUUGGAGUAGCCUACCUGUGCUACUUCAUUGCGGCCUGUUGGCUCAACUUCCACCGAGCCCUUGCCUUGGUCAUCAUGACUGCUGUGGUUGUCUUCUUCACCUGCUGGAGCCUCUUGAAGAAGCACUGUGGGGCAAAGCUAUUACUGCUCCUCAGCCCCGUUCAGAAAUGCUUCCAAAAGUCCUGGCCGUGGCUGAAAUGGCUGUUGUGGGUGGCCCUCCUGGGAGGCCUAAUCACGUGGCUGGUUUUGGACACCUCCAGACAUCCGGAGCAGCUCAUCUCAUUAGCUGGCUUCUGCUUUUUGGUGCUGUUCCUGUUUGCCUGCUCCAAGCACCACGGCGCAGUGUCCUGGAGAGCCGUUUUCUGGGGUCUUGGCUUGGAGUUCUUGUUUGGACUCUUCGUCCUCCGAACAUCCCCUGGCGUCCAAGCUUUCAAGUGGCUGGGUGACCAGAUCCAGUUCUUCCUGGGCUACACCACAGCUGGCUCUGGCUUCGUCUUUGGGAACGAGCUCAUUGAAAACGUCUUUGCCUUUCAGACUCUGCCCAUCGUUAUUUUCUUCAGUUGUGUGAUGUCCAUCCUCUACUACCUGGGUGCCAUGCAGUGGCUCAUUGUCAAGAUCUCCUGGCUGCUUCAGGUCUCAAUGGGCACCACUCCUACUGAGACGCUCAGUGUGGCGGGGAACAUUUUUGUGGGACAGACGGAAGCCCCGCUGCUCAUCCGCCCGUACCUUGCAGACAUGACCCGUUCAGAAAUCCACGCUGUGAUGACUGGUGGCUUUUCCACAAUUGCAGGCAGCGUGAUGGGUGCCUACAUAUCCUUUGGGAUAGAUGCGGCGUCGCUGAUUGCAGCCUCCGUGAUGGCUGCGCCCUGUGCCCUCGCCAUGUCCAAACUCGUCUACCCCGAAGUGGAAGAGUCCAAGUUCAAAGGCAAAGGAAGCAUCCGCCUCGCCCGUGGGGAAGAGCAGAACAUCCUGGAAGCUGCAAGCAACGGGGCUGCUGCCUCCGUGGGGCUCGUGGCCAACAUUGCAGCCAACCUCAUUGCCUUCCUGGCGGUGCUAGAAUUCAUCAAUGCUGCUUUGCGCUGGUUAGGGGAGAUGGUGGACAUCGAGGGGCUGUCCUUCCAGGUCAUUUGCUCCUACGUCCUCAUGCCUGUGGCCUUUCUCAUGGGGGCAGACUGGGCAGACUCACCGCUGGUGGCUGAGCUCCUGGGGAUCAAGAUCUUCCUGAACGAGUUUGUGGCAUACCAGCAGCUGGCCACGUACAAGAAGAACCGUCUGUCGGGCCUGGAGGAGUGGGACGGGAGCCAGAAGCAGUGGAUAUCUGAGCGAGCUGAGAGCAUCACCACCUUUGCGCUCUGCGGAUUUGCCAACCUCAGCUCCAUCGGGAUCAUGCUGGGAGGCCUGGCCUCCAUGGUCCCCCACCGCAAGGGCGACUUGGCCUCUGUCGUGCUGCGAGCCCUGCUCACUGGCAUCUGCGUCUCCAUGCUCAACGCCUGCCUGGCAGGUCUCCUUCAUGUGCCGACGCCGCUGGGUGACUGUGUGACCUUCCUCAGCACCACCAACUUCAGCUCUACCAGCUACACCAUGUACAUGUGCUGCAAGGACCUCUUCGCCAGCUCGGUGCUGGAGAACGGGACACUCUCCUUCACAGGACCCUGGGAGAGCCAGGCAGAGAGCGUGCUGUACGUGAUGCAGUGCUGCGGGCACUACAACCACACGUCCUGCGCAGGGACAACUUAGAAACCUGCAGGCAGCUGCCCACAGCGGGGAAGAGGGCCCAGGAGCACCAGGGUCUACCCCAAAGCUAGCAAAAACCCCACCAGAGACCCAUGCAUCUGGUCUUCUCCAGUGGUGGGACAAUGGACAACCCUGCACACCUUGCACCAGCACCUCUAGGUGGUGACCCCACAGACACAAAGGAACUGCUCCCAAAUAAACCAUGGAAAUCCCUGUGUGCCUGCCCUCAGCACCCCCAGCCCCAACCACAGCCAUCCCACGGGGCGCUUUGCUCAGGCUGCAGACCUUGCAAGCCUGAUGGUCAGCCUUAGGGUCCAUCCCUGGCCCCCCUCUUCUCUCCCCCUCUGGCGUGCAGACAGGGGUAGAGCCAUUACUU
This is a messenger RNA of Calidris pugnax (ruff), 3034 nucleotides long. RefSeq names its product sodium/nucleoside cotransporter 1-like. Gene Ontology annotation, molecular function: nucleoside:sodium symporter activity. Gene Ontology annotation, biological process: nucleoside transmembrane transport. The coding region runs from base 682 to 2661 and encodes 659 amino acids. The record is from RefSeq and is a predicted model, not a curated record. NCBI's taxonomy places the organism in Eukaryota, Metazoa, Chordata, Aves, Charadriiformes, Scolopacidae. The transcript is spliced from 17 exons. Gene Ontology annotation, cellular component: membrane.